CGCACAACGCCGCCGAGAUGGAAGUGGAGCUGAGUGAAUGGAGUGGCGGGGCCCUGGGCGGGAGGUGGUGGUAGUGCAGAGAGAAGCGGUGUCGCUCAGGUUUAAAGAAAAACAGCAAAUACUUAUGAAGCAGUAAAAUAUAAGAACAAAUGGCAGAAAUCUGAUUUUUUUUUUCCAAAAUCAGGGAAUAUUUAUAGCACUGGAAUGCCAUGGGAAUUUACAUUUUGAAUGUUAGCUAUUGCUGGACAAACUAUGAAUGAAAAUACAAAUUCAGCUCUUGACCCCAACAAGGAUGACCUUCCUCUCAUGGCCAAUACUGGCUGCAUGCUCGUCAGACAUUAUGUAUUAGAUCUGGCAGUAAAUUUUGACAGAGAAGUCAUCAACGGUACCAUUGCCCUCUUCCUAGAGACCAACAAAGUGCACAAAAGAACAUCCAGCUGUGUGGGAGCAGGUCAGCAGCUUUCCUUACAAGGACCAUUUGAAACUGAGCAAGCUGGACCUUCAUGCUGUCUGACUUAUGCAUGUGAGGGUCAGGUGAGCAAUCAAGCUAACCAGCGUGAUGGCAGAGUUAAUAGUUGUAACCAUAGCAACAAUGAGUGGGCUGGAGAGAGAUCUGGUGCAAGGGAGCUCUGCGAUGACGGGAAGGAUUUUGUGCUGGUGCUGGACUGUUGCGACCUUGUGGUGACUAAGGUGGAGGAAGUGAAUGUUACUGCUGCGGCAGGUACUGACAGAUUGAGUGGAAUGGACGUGCUCAAGCCAGAAUUUGGCACUUUAUCUCAGGGACCGCAGGAUGAUCCCCAGAAUAGCAUAGUGGAUGAAAUUCUAGGUUUAUCAGCAGAGCGCUGGCGGGAGCAGCAUAACUAUUACAUCCAGUGCAGUAACGCGCCUGGCAGUGGAGAACUCCAGUUUCAGACCGACACAUGGAGCAUGAAAAUCAGGAAACCAGGAAUACAAAGCCCUCAAGACUUUCCUCGUGUGUUGAGGAUCUGGUAUGAAACGAAACCAGAGGGUGAUUCGGUUAAAUGGACUAAGGACCAAAGUGGCAGACCCUGUGUAUACACAGCAGGAUCUCCUAUAAACAACAGAGCACUGUUUCCAUGUCAGGAGCCUCCGGUAGCUAUGGCAACCUGGCAAGCCUCGAUUUUGGCCCCUACCGACACUGUGGUUCUAAUGAGUGGUGAAAAUUGUGCUGAACCCCACCAGGCUGGAGCUUUCUCAAAAUGGUUCUAUUAUGUGACCAUGCCAAUGCCAGCAUCUACUUUUACUCUCGCUGUUGGAUUCUGGCUUGAAGUGAAACAUGAACACAUCUUUGAAUCCCACUUGCAAAGUUCAUUAUCCUCAUCUUCAAACUUUAUAAAUAAAAACCCCAGUGUUUCCAAGGCAACCUGUGAUCAUCCAGCCUAUCCAUGUCGUUUCCAAAAUCCUCUUGCCCAAGUCCAGGAUUGUAUUCCUCACCGAGUCUUUGCUCCAGAUUGUCUGAAUUUACGAAGCCAGGAGUUUCUGCUUCCUCUGUUAGCUCCGUGCCUUUCUGCGGCUUGUCGUAUUCUGGGCACUCAUCCUUUCUGCAGGGUCGAUGUAUUGGUUGUUCCUGCUGGCUUUUCUAGUCUGGGAAUGGCUAGUCCACACAUCAUCUUCCUAUCGCAGUCUGUUCUGUCUGGAGGAAUCCAUCUCUGUGGAAUUCGACUGUGCCAUGAAAUAGCGCAUGCCUGGUUUGGAUUAGCGAUUGGUGCUCGAGAUUGGACUGAAGAGUGGAUAAGUGAAGGCUUUGCUACUUAUUUGGAGGAUAUAUUUUGGGCAAAAGCACAGAAGCUGUCACAGGAAACAAUGCAAGAACAACAGCAACUAAGAUCCUUGCUGCGAUGGAGAAGGCUCAGAGAAGAAAUUCAGAACUCUGAAGAAGAAUUGCAAGUUCUGAGGCCUAACAAGGAGAACACAGGAGAAGUGAACAGUACUGGUGCAACAAUCAUCAAACAUGGUCGAAAUCCAGGAAAAGUCUUUAUGCAAGUUCAUUACUUAAAGGGUUAUUUUCUGCUCCAUUACCUUGAGAACCAAGUGGGACAAAAGGCUUUUCUCAAUUUUUUGGGGUUAUUUGUGGAGAGGUUUCAUGGGCAACUAAUUCUUUCUCAGGAUUUUCUACACAUGUUUAUGGAGAAUUUUUCAGAACUUGGGAGUCAGGGGCUGUCUACAGAAACUAUCUAUCGAGUCUGGUUGGAUGUAGCAGGAUUGCCAAAGCAGCCUCCAGAAACACAUUCAGCAUGUCCGUCAAGUCCUACAGAGACUAUGGGAGAACAAGUUAUUUGUGAAGGCAGAGAAGUGAGAAUUCCACAUCCCUUCAGUCAGCUUCCUGGGCUACAUCAUCAAGAGCGGGUAUGGAGGUCCUUCUGCCAAGCCCUGGGUGCCUAUGUUAGCCUGUCAUUCGGCUUCCAUCCUCAGAAGAACGGGCAAACAGAACAGGUCAACCAGGAUUUGGAGGCAGUGCUACAUUGCACAACAAUCAACAACCUGUCUACCUGGGGUGACCACCUCGCAUGGGUACAAUAUGCCCACAACUCUCUGCUUCUUUUGGAUGAAGCUGUGCAGUGGACGGAAAACCGACUAGUCCGUGAAGUGAAGAAUGAGGUGACAAAAUGGGUCACGAUCGACCAAAAGGUCAGAAAAGGCUCCCGCAAAAGGAAGCGCAACCGCGAGAUCGAGGUGACUUUCAGAGAGCUUUUGCCGGACCAACUGGUUUUGCUGCUGGAAUUUGUGUUGGAAAUGAAGUCCUUGUCUUCCAAAACACUGCAGAGGUUACAGAAGCAGUAUUCCCUGAGGGAGCAGGAUGCAGAGGUGCGCCAUCGUUGGUGUGAGCUGGUUAUUAAGCAUAAACUCACUGUGGCAUACAGGGAUUUGAUCAAUUUUCUGAAACAGGAUCAGGCGAUGGGAGUCUACAUCUAUGGGGAGUUGAUGGUUAAUGAAGAUGCCAGACAGCAGCAGCUAGCGCACAGGUGUUUCGCCAUGCUUAAAGAAGAGAUGGAUCCAUCCUUGAAGAAGGUGGUGACAGAAAUGCUAUUCUAGCCAAGUGAGAGCCAGCAAGGACUUGUCUCAAGAGAUCCCUUCAUGGUGCUAUGGAUUUUUGUUUGGUAUGGAAAAAAGGUGAAUAUAUUUUUUGCAAAGAGCAUAAAUUAGAGAGGCUGCAGAUUAUUUGAUCUUCUAACAUGUUUCUGAAAAUUAUAUGUAGAAUACUUGUAUUCCUGUCAGGUUUAUUAGGUAAUAAACUGGUGACUAAAGACAAGUGUCCUCACAGAAUCAUUGUUUUCCAAGAAUACGGCAUAUUCCUGUAUCACAAUACUGUGUGUGUUCUUUCCCACUAACUGUGCAACCCACUGGGGAGGCAAUACUGCGGUGCAUAGGAGCCCUGGGAGUCCUCACCUGUAACUGUAGUCCUGAUGAGAUAUCACGACGUCAGUUCCAACGUGUGCAAAGGAAGUCCUUCCGAUUGUUUGCUUUUCUGUAAUAGCAAACCUCUCAGAAGCAUGAGAUAAAAGCAAAUUGAAUAAAGUAAAUGCUUAUGUUUAAAAUGUAAACAGUUUAUUCAAAUAUAAAUAUAGCAAGCAUUUGCUCUGUUACCGUGGCAGGAAGAGAAGCAGGAAAUGUUACUGAAUGGAAUAUGGAACCAAGCUGCCUUUCACAGCCCCUUGAACCUGUUUCCAACAACCACCACCACUAUCCUAAACUAUGUUCCUUUUAUGUUUCAUCGUUCUGUAUCUAAAUAAAGUUUAAUUUUCUUGUGGGCAUUCUGAACAAAUCUGUAGAAUAAUAGCUAUAACUGAAUCAAUGAAAGACCAUUCAACUAGGGAAUUCAACCAGAGUGCAGACUCUGCAAGUACAAAAAGAAGAGACAAUAAUAAUAAAUAAAUGUAAUGAAUAUUGAGAACAUGAGGUGAAGAGUCCUUGAAAGUGAGUCCAUUGGUUGUGGGAACAUCUCAAUGAUGGGGCAAGUGAAGUUGAGUAAAUUUAUCCCCUUUGAUUCAAGAGCCUGAUGGGUGAGGGGUACUGACUGUUCCUGAACCUGGUGGUUUGGGUCCUGAGGCUCCUGUACCACCUUCCUGAUGGCAACAGAUAGAAGGGAGAAUGUCCUGUGUGGCGCGAGUCCCUCUGAUGGAAGCUGCUUUCCUGUGACAGCACUUCAUAUAGAUGGGAGGGCUUUACCCAUGAUGGACUGGACCAUUUAUUACUCAGACCAAAUUACCCGUGAGAAAGCAAUGGGUUGGAGCCUUUUUGAUCUACUGAAGUCCACUUGGUGGAGGUGCUCCCAAAGUUACCAGAUUGAGGCCCAGCAGUGAUUAAUGGACAAUGAGUGUGGUGUUUUAGUGUGUCUGUAUUCCUUAUCAUUAUGCUGGUAGCAUGUGAUGGUCCGUGCACCUUGGUGAAUAUUGUGCAUUUUCCAGAUGGUUCACACUGCAUGUGGUGGAGGAAAGGAUUGUCCGGUGUAAUGAAGGGGAGGUCUUGUGGAUUUUUCUUAGCUUUUUCCUUAUGACUAAAAGCCCUUUGGCUCAUUGUGUUUGUGCUGACUGAUUUUCCUGUAACCUAUUCAACGCAAAUGUCCAUUAACUGUCCCCCAGUCUGCAGUUCCCCGUCCACAUCAGGGACAGUACACCGAACAGCUAACACAACUUUUUGAAGUGGAAGGAAAUGCGUGCAGUCACACGGAGAUUGCAAACUCCAAAUAGAGUGAAUGGUGGUCAGAUGUAACUCUGAUUUGCUGGGUCUUUGAGACAAUGGAAUGAUUUCUGUGCCGCUUUGGUAGAUGGUUGAAGGCUACUGUUGAUAGUAUGUAACGACAAAAAGGUUGCUGCCAGAGAGAUCUACUGAUUCAUCAGCUGAGGGACAACAGGAGAAGGUUUCUUGCACAUAUUGGAUCUGAUGCCAUGAGAUCUCAUGGGGCCUGAAGUUGAAGGUUUAGGCUCCCAGUGUCCCUGUCUACCACAGUAUUGCCGCCUCUAGUGGGUUUGUCUUGUUGAAGAGACAGAACUAUGUGUAAACUGUAAUCCUGUGAGGAUGCCUAUCACUUGACUGGACUAUGGGAUGGUUUCUCCAAAUUAAGACACCAGUGCCCAGAUGUUUGUGAUGGAGUUUCUCUAGGCAGGCCUAGGGGCCGCUUUACUAGAUUUGGUGUAUAGACGUAUGGGAAAGCCAAAGGCAGCUUUAUUCUUUCUCUGUUUAAAUAUAGUGCUGAUGGUACAACGGAAUAGGUUGGAGCUUACAUCAGAAGCAUUUAACAGUUAACUACAAUAUUGAAAUAACAACAUGAUACUUGGAAAUCUUCAAUAUCAUAUCCAAUAAUUUAAAACUCACAUGCAUAUUUUCCUAAUUGGAAAAUUUUAGAAAAUGCUUUUCUCAAAAUCAGUUGCAGUCAAUAGAAGACGGUGCCCCGGGUCAUCCUAGAGCAUACUGUGUACAAUAAAUUAAUUUCAUUCAACUCAUUUCAUUCUAUUAAGCUGAACUUGGAAGGUGCAGAAAACUCCUACAAACUAUGAUGAUCAGUUAGUAUGUGCUUGGCAUUGCAAGACUGCACCGAGUAAUAUUCUUGAAUCUCCUGGGCAGAAAGGCUCCUUAUUCAGACAUUUCAAUUCAUUUAAAGAGUAGCACUAUCUUAACAGAACAGUCCUCCUCCAUUAUAGAUUUUGUACUUCAAUCUCUCUAACUUAGAAGCAAUUGGUGUCAACUAAACUAAGCUGACAGUAGCACUUGGUAGCAAGCUGAAAGCAUUUACCAUUGAAUCAGAAAGAAGGAAAUCUACAGAUGAAAGGGAAUACAAAGGCAAUUUUACUAAGUAGUUGGGAGAGAACUGAGAAUGUGAACUAUGAAAUCUACUCCUUAUUAGAGGGCAGUCAGCAUGUGAUAAGUUUCACAAGAACCACCCAAACUUAGCUUAAUGACAUUGGAAACAGUAAAGGAGCAGAGGGUUGGUUUUUGGUCUGUGUCAGGACAUUACCUUUAAAUAAUUAGCUUUCAUCUUUAUUAAGUUGCAUCUAUAAUGUUAAUGGCUCGAUUAAUGCGCCACACAUCCCUUGCAAUUACACUGUAUAUUUAAUUAUCAUGAAAAGAAUCCUUGAAAUUUAAUGACAGUGGCUAGCUGUCAGUCUUACAAAAUAUUAAUGUGGAAGAGAUAAUGUAACAGCAUUUUAAAUGAAUUGAAUUGACUUUAUUACUCACAUCCUUCAUCCUUCAUAUACACAAGGAGUGAAAAUCUUUAUGUUACAUCUCUGUCUAAAUGUGCAAUUUAUAGUAAUUUUAAUAAAUAGUAUGUACUACAGGAUAGUCAAUAUAACGUAGUCAUGGGUAUACAGAGAGUAAAGGAGGGGGCUUAGGGCACAGCCCCAAGGGGCACCUAUGUUAAGGGGCAGAGGUGAGGGAGCCCACUCUUAGCACCUGCCGGUGAUCUGAUAGGAAGUCUAGGAUCCAGCUGCACAAGGCAGGGUGAAGGCUAAGGUCUCUGAACUUCUUGUCGAGCCUGGAUGAAAUUACGGUGUUGAAUGCUGAACUGUAGUCCAAGAACAGCAUUCUUACAGAAGCAUCCUUCUUCUCCAGAUGUGUAAGGACGGUACGUAGAGCAGUGGCUAUUGCGUCUUCUGUCAACUGGUUGUGUCGGUUGGCGAAUUGUAGUGGGUCCAGUUUGUGUGGUAGCAUGCUGCAGAUGUAGUCCUUGACCAGCCUCUCAAAGCAUUUGCUUAUUGUUGAGGUGAGUGAGACAGGACGCCAGUCGUUCAGACAUGUGGUCUUUUUCGGUACAGGGUCAAUGGUGGAUGUUUUGAAGCAGAAGAGCACUCCACACUUGAGAGGGAGAGAUUAACAUUUUAACAGCCAACUGUACCUGAAGCCAUCACUUUAUUUUCCAACACAUUAUAUAGGUUGGAAAUAAAAUAUUGUUUUCCCAGUGAUGUGCAUUAACUUGGUAUCCUGUAAUAUCUCUGUGCCAAUAUGUCACGAACAUUUUGUGCGAUGUGCUCAGUUAAAUAGACUAAGAAUAUUUAAUUCUUUGUAGGUGAAGCCUGUAGAUUGCUCCAAGAAAUAUUUAUUUUAGGAGUCUGGGCAAGAUUCAAAUUCCAGAGAUGAAAGCGACAUGUAAGAACAUACCAUGUUAUCCAGCCCUGCAGAUCCCUAAUUAUUAAUUUAGGCAGGUAUAGCAGGCUGAAACAAGUGUUGGUAUGUAAAACCUGAGCCCUUAGCACUUAUUUUAAAAGAAUAUGUUCAAAUAUGCAGUUUUUAUCUGUUUAUUCAAGGAACUGGAGAAGAAUGUUAACAUUAGUUAUGAACUUCAGUGUACCUAUUGGACAAGUUAAUAUGAAGCCCUUGUUUAACAAGUAUCCAGAUGUAAUAAGUAAGCCAGUACCAAGAGCGAUCCCGCACUUCUUGAUCUUCAAAGGUCAGACUGAUUUCCUGUUAAGUGAAUUCAACCAUUUAAUAAUACCUGUUCUUAAUGCU
Molecule: messenger RNA, 7464 nt
Organism: Hypanus sabinus (Atlantic stingray)
Lineage: Eukaryota; Metazoa; Chordata; Chondrichthyes; Myliobatiformes; Dasyatidae
Gene: aopep
Product: aminopeptidase O (putative)
Exons: 19
Coding region: 229-3054 (941 amino acids)
Cellular component (GO): nucleolus
Molecular function (GO): zinc ion binding; metalloaminopeptidase activity; nucleic acid binding
Source: RefSeq, a predicted model, not a curated record